This is a messenger RNA of Fonticula alba, 1866 nucleotides long. RefSeq lists its product as hypothetical. The record is from RefSeq and is a predicted model, not a curated record. Bases 102 to 1814 code for a protein of 570 amino acids. The transcript has 7 exons. Lineage: Eukaryota; Rotosphaerida; Fonticulaceae.
UCCCCUCCUGACCAAACGCCUGGGCGCGUGCUGCUGGGCGCUUCCAGCCGCUGUUCCUCGGCUGUCGGCCGCUCGUCCUGGCAGGGCGACCCAGACCAAUCAUGGCGGCCGACGAAGCCGACAUUGCUGCACACCGCCACCUACUCGAGCAGCUGAUCCUCUCACUUGGCUCGCCGCAAUCGGUCUUCUCUUCCUCUGCUGCCCCGCAGCCGGACACCUUGAUCCGGGCAGAGGGACACUUUUGCCGGAUCUUAAACCAAGAGAUUGCCCGCGGCCGAGGCCUACUCCUCCGGCUGCAGGAGUAUUUCCUUCCUGGCUCCGCCGGAUGGAGCAUCCCUCCUCUGCCCGGCGCCGGCGGUCUCUCUUCGGACUUGGAUGCACCAAUCGAGCCGAGUGCCGUUGUCCCGGCCACCCUGAAGCCCUUCCUCUCGGUGGCCGCCGCCGCCGCCGCCUCCGCCGCCGCCGAGAACUCGCCCCUCCAUGCUUGGGUCCAGCGUCUGCAUCAGCAGCAGCCACUCUCGCCGCUGUCCUGCUGGCUGCUGGGCUUUGACCGGCAACGCUGCCCCGACACGGAGGGCCUUGCCCCCCGGGAGGAAGGCCUUGAGGGCUUGACCUGUCGGCACUGCGGGGCGCUGGCGGUGGUUCCGUCAGUUCGCCCGGCGAGCGAUACCCGCAUGGCCGACAUCUUGGCAUCCACCCGGUGCCAGUUGCGCGUGCGCAGUCGACACGUCGAUCGCCUGCGCCAAGUCCACCUUUCUACCUGCCCGAGCCGGGAGCACUCGGCCGACCUUCAGGGCGUGGAGGAUCUCGUUUCGUUGCUUUUCUUCGUCAGCGCUCUGUUCUGGCGCGUGGCCGAGGGCAGGGCAUGCCUCGCCUCCCCGACUCGGCGGCCGGCAUCAUCGGACUUUGGCUGGAUCGCCACGCGCGGCCUGCCGGGGCUUCUGUCGUCGGCCGCCGACCGGCGCCCACCCAUCUGUGACGACCCUCAGGCAACGCGCCUCUCGGAUUACCUGGGGCUUCAUAUGUCCCGCCAGCCAAGCGCAUGCCUUGGAUCUGACGGCGAUGACAUGCCGCCGCCGGUGCAUAGCCAGACGUUUCUGUGUGUCUUGUGCUGCCAGGUUCGCGGGAAGUGGCUCUUUUCCGGUCGGUCCAUCCCCCCGGCUGCCAGAUCGGCCGCUGGUGGGGAGGACCACACGAAGGGGACUUCGGAGCCGCAGCGUCUUUUUGAUUCGCAUCUCCGCCCGGCUUCGGGUGUGGAACGUGUCGGGCAAUUGGCCAUCCAAGCUCGCCUGGCCCGCAUCGACGAUGACCCUGCUGCGACGAAGCCAGCCCGGCCCGUGGAUCAUGGCCCCUGGCUGCCCUUCGGUUGGGCUGUGCCCGAACGCGAUGCCACCUCCUCCCUGCCCGGCAUUCUGCCCUUCGACACGGACAGCAUCCUUUAUGGCGGUAGCCGCAACACUGGAAAGGUCACCGCUGGCAAAGCCACCACUGUGGCCCUGCCGUCCAGGCGCCAGCGGCAAAGUUUAACUCGCUACCGACAGGCAGCCCUCAGCCUCCCCGAUUUCGACCCGGUGUUCAGCCAUGCCCCCGGGUGCCCGCUGAGACUUCCGGCCCUACACACGUUUGCGGCUUUGUCUGCCGAUGUGGUUGUCGAUGCUCGGAUUGAUCGGUCCGCCCUGCCCCUCGGCGAGGGUGGCUUGCUUCUCCGGGAUCUGACUUUCCAGCCAGCUGAAGCCACGGGGGAACUCCCAGCCAAUGAGCUCCUGACCCUGGUGUCGGAAAUGCAAACCGCCCGCACGGGUGGCGGGGUGUGACUGGCUCUCGGUCGAAAGGGGGAAACCCGAAGAAUGGACAGCCCUCUGUUGC